AUGACGCGUGUACUCUUUUCCUGUGCGCUGCUGUGUUUUGGCGGCAGCUUGGCUUGGCCUAGCUUGGGGAAAUCCUCAGAAAAUGACGGUGUGGUCUUCUGUUACUACGGAGAAUGGGCCAAUACGCGACCCGGAGCCGGCCGCUUCGGCGUCAGCGACAUACCCACGGAUCUCUGCACACACAUCGUCUACUCUUUCCUGACGCUAUUCGGACCCACAGGGAAUCUGAUUAUCCCUCUUGAAUCAACGCAUGAAGAGAAAAGCAAUUCCGUAGCGGAUCUAAUAGCCUUGAAACAGUCCACUGCCAAUUUAAAAAUCUUGGCCGCUAUUGGCGGUUGGGUAGAAGGUUCGGAUAACUUUUCACCGGUGGUCAACAAUGAUACUCUGAGGGCAACCUUCAUCAGCAACUUGUACGAGUACAUCGACACCAAUGGCUUCGAUGGCUUGGAUUUGGACUGGGAGUACCCUGCGCAACGAGGAGGCCUAGAGUCUGACAAGGUCAGUUUUGGCUAG
Molecule: messenger RNA, 513 nt
Organism: Cydia fagiglandana
Lineage: Eukaryota; Metazoa; Arthropoda; Insecta; Lepidoptera; Tortricidae
Product: endochitinase-like
Exons: 4
Coding region: 1-513 (170 amino acids)
Biological process (GO): chitin catabolic process; carbohydrate metabolic process
Cellular component (GO): extracellular region
Molecular function (GO): chitinase activity; chitin binding
Source: RefSeq, a predicted model, not a curated record